Staurois parvus is the source of this 309-nucleotide messenger RNA. Lineage: Eukaryota; Metazoa; Chordata; Amphibia; Anura; Ranidae. The record is from the annotation of a GenBank genome assembly.
UAACCAGGGGGUGUAUUUAUCACAAGGCAAACAAGGCACUUGCCUAGGGCUGCAUUUUUCAGGGGGGCAGUCCCUCCCCCCAGAAGAAGGGAUGAAAGAAGGGACAAGUGCACCAUGGGAACCAGGUGGGAUCCGAAAGAGGCUGUGGGAUGCUUGAUAGUGUAUCCAGGGGAGUAUUUACCACAAGGCACUUGCCUAGGGCGGCAUUUUUCAGGGGGGAAGCACCUCCCCCCAGAAGAAGGGAUGAAAGAAGUCAUACGUGCUCCAUGGGAUCCAGGUGGGAUCCGAGUGAGGCUGCGGGCUGCUUGA